ACAGUGGUCGUUACGGCGGCUCCAGGCGAUCGACGCGUCUCACCCAACAAACGUACUUAUCUAUGGCGUCACGAUAAGAUAUUAUUACUUGUCCCCGCACUACCGGCGGAGACGUAGCUCAAAGCGGUCUGUUAACGGUUUCUGAGUGCAAUACCGUUUUCUUCGCACCACCGUCCGAAUAAAAUAAACCGUUCGUACGUAACAUGGCCGCGUAUUUGCCCUCUACGCUGCACAUGAACGAACUACCCGCCGUGCGCCUGAAACUUACCGAACCGCCUUUGGCCCGAAUCGUACAAGCCGUUUUACCUGGUCUAAAAAAAAAUUUCGAGUCAGUAUCUGUUGAAGUGGUGCCUUGUCCAGAUUUAACACAACCGCCGUUCUACUUGGCUACCGAAGGACUGAGUGGCAAUGAGACAGUAAUCGAUGUCGGCAGUCCAUCAUAUCUGCUGCCAUCGGUGAAUUUGGACAAGCUAUAUGACAUCAAGGACUUUAAAAAGGUUAUUGGAUCUGAUCCUUUAAGCAUUGUCGGAGCAGGAGCAGGCCCGUGGCCAUACGUUGGAGUCAAUAGCGAAUUUAUUGGAAACGUCAAAUUUUCCGGCAAUAAUCACACUAUUAAUCGUUCUCAUUUUUACAAAAUCAAUCCUGAGACCAAAGGUAUCUUACACGGAAAUUUACCUCAAAACGAGACCAGAUUUGCGUUACUGGCAAAUUUUUACACUAGCAAUGGUUUCAGCGGAGAGGUUUUGAAAAUAGUUUGCGAAACACGAAAAGGUCCAUUAGAUUUCGUAUCGUCUAUAAGAGAAGCGUUGGCAAACUAUUACGGCGAAGAAACGGUCGCUUUAGGAGGAGCGAUUCUAAUUGAAAAUGGUAAAGUUAAAGUCCACGUGAUGCCGGAAUUUUCGAAAACCCCCCUAAAUACAGAAACAGAAUUAAACAACUGGCUUAAUUUCUUUGAAGUUUCCACACCGUUAGUAGGGCUCGGCUAUCUCGUUUCCAAUGACCCGGGAUUGGAUUUGAGGCCCCAGCAUUUUCAUUUGUUCAGUGAUCACGGUUUCGGCGGUCAUUAUCAUUACGACACAGAGCCGAUCACUAUAAAGUAUACUGCUUAUUUAAAUGUGGCCAAAAACUUGAUCAGAAUUGAUCAACCUAAAAAAAGUCUUUCGUUUGGUAAAGAUUAACGACUAAUUUAGUACGUGAAUAAAUUAUAUUUUUUUUAAAAUAUAGCUCAAUAUAUUUGAUUUUAAUUAUGAA
This is a messenger RNA of Sipha flava (yellow sugarcane aphid), 1251 nucleotides long. Its product is annotated as ester hydrolase C11orf54 homolog. The coding region runs from base 204 to 1178 and encodes 324 amino acids. Gene Ontology annotation, cellular component: nucleus. Gene Ontology annotation, molecular function: zinc ion binding; hydrolase activity, acting on ester bonds. The transcript is spliced from 7 exons. The record is from RefSeq and is a predicted model, not a curated record. Lineage: Eukaryota; Metazoa; Arthropoda; Insecta; Hemiptera; Aphididae.